This is a messenger RNA of Spinacia oleracea (spinach), 2649 nucleotides long. RefSeq names its product F-box protein At2g32560-like. The coding region runs from base 1137 to 2342 and encodes 401 amino acids. NCBI's taxonomy places the organism in Eukaryota, Viridiplantae, Streptophyta, Magnoliopsida, Caryophyllales, Amaranthaceae. The record is from RefSeq and is a predicted model, not a curated record. The transcript has 5 exons. Gene Ontology annotation, molecular function: protein binding.
UACCACUUGUAUUUCGAUUUGAUUUGAAGAGAGAGAAAGAUUGUGCGUGUGUUUGUUUGCUUCUUUCGAGGCAAAGAAUCACCACCGCCCACAUUCUCCCAUCAAUGGACUUCUUAAUUCUAUCCUGUCAAUUUGUGGUCUACUUUUCUCAUAUUUCUAGCUUGCACACAAACUGUUUGUUGAAAUACCCCAAUGAAAGAAACGAAAGAGAAAGGAGCUUUGUAAGUGAAGAGGAACUAGAAGAAGAUUCUGCUGAAAAUAAGGUGAAAAAAGGGACCCACCUUUUCCCAUUUCUCCUUUCACCAAACAUUACCAGCAAUCUUCAUUUAAGUUUUCACUCUCCAACUUCAAAUCAACCUUCCAAGAAUUUUCUAUCUUUUUUUCUUUCAAAUUAUUGCAAUUUUUAAUUGGUUUGCAAAAGUUUGGUACACCUAAUUUAGCAACACAACUACUCAGAUCUGGGUUUUGUUUUGCUAUAUUUGUUAGAUUUUCUUCCUUCAUAAAGAUAUGUUUCUUGCUACAUUAAAACUCAUGCCUUUUUUUUUUUUUUUUGUUUUUAGAGUAGAUAAGGGUUCAUGAAUCUGGACCAAUUUUGAAUUGGGGUUGAAUUGAAAAAUCACAUUUAUUUGAUCUUCUCCCUUAUCUAACUUGAAUACUUGAUUAUCAGUUGAGCUUUUUAGGUAAAGGUGAUAGCUUUUUGAAGUUCAAGUUUAGCAAUUCUUUUGGGGUGUAUGAAUGUCCACCUUAAUCUGUUCUUUGUAGAGGAGUCUUUAAACAAACAAUUUAUUUUGAUUGGAUUAGAUUGUUGGGAGGGUGGCCCAAUUUCUGGGGUUUUGGUGGGACCCUCUAUCAAACCAAUAAAAACCCAUAUAUUAGAAGUGAGAGGUUUGAAGAUCCUCUUACCAUUAACCCAUUUUUAUAAUUUUUGUAAGAAAAGUGGGAGGAAGGUAUUGAGGAAGAAAGAUUAACACCUUUAAUCAUCAGAUUUCUUUGAUUAAUUCUUUGCUUAUGUAAUAGCAAUUGCUUUUGCCUCAAUUGGGUUCCUUGCUUUGUGUGUGAGCUUAUCUUUUAUUCCUUGAAUUAGAUUGAUUUAUUAUCCUAUCAUCAUUAUUAGUAAAUAAAAAAAAUCUCUCUAAAUGCUUUUCUUGCUGGUGACUGGUAUCUCCUUCAUCUUCUUCUAUAUAAGCUCCUUAUCUCUAAAACCACUUCCACCUUGGGCUACUGAUGUGAGGCUUUUACCACUCUGCUUCUGGAAAGAGUUGUCCUUCUCUCCCAUUUGUAAACCUCUUCAAAAAGGGGUUUUUGGUGUUUUUUGGGAUUUCUCAUUUCCCUCUAUUGUUAUGGCAAUGAAACAGGCCACUUUUAGCUCUAAAUUUGAGAAAAAGAUUCAAGAAAAUGAGCAAUUUUCAGUCUUGGAUUUGCCUGAACUUACAUUGGAUUGUAUUCUUGAGAAGCUUUCCCCUGCUGGGUUGUGUAGUAUGGCUGCUGUUUGUAGCUCAUUGAGAGAGAGAUGUAUCAGUGAUCAUCUUUGGGAUAGACACAUGAAGCAGAAAUGGGGGAAAGUUCUGGGUCCUGCAGCAUACCGCGAAUGGCAAUGGUUUAUUGCUUCAAGAAGAAAUUUGAGUGUUUCUGAAGGGAAAAAAUCACAAGGUUUUUUCAAAUUUGUUUGGUAUGUGUGGCCUUUGACAUGGUUUACAUCAAAAUUUGUCAAAAAUAAUAAAAAGGAUUCAACUUCACCUAUGGUUGAUACUGUUAUGUCCUGGUUUUUAGCUCUUGAAAGUGGCAAAUUCUGGUUUCCUGCUCAGGUUUACAACCGAGAGAAUGGUCAUGUUGGAUUUAUGUUGUCCUGCUAUGAUGCUGAGCUUAGCUAUGAUCCUCAAACUGACACCUUCCAAGCAAGGUACCCGCCUCAUGGGAGAAGGGCAGUGGCAAUAGAGAGUGGUAUUCAAUGGGAAAGGCUAAGAGUAGCACCAGUUGAUACUCCACCACACGAUCUUCAUGCAUCGGAUUGCUUAAAUGAUCUACACCCUGGAGAUCAUAUUGAGAUCCAAUGGAGACGGAAUAAAGAAUUCCCUUAUGGAUGGUGGUAUGGUGUUGUUGGCCACUCGGAGUCAUGUGAUGGGAAUGAGAAUUAUUGCCGAUGUCAUAGCAGUGACACCGUUGUCCUCGAGUUUAACCAGUAUACACCGGGAUCACGAUGGAGGAGGACAAUUGUCAACAGGAAGGAUCACAGAGAGGAAGGAAAUGAGGGCGAUGGAUUUUACGGAGGUAUUAGAAAACUUCACACGAGCAAUGAAAUUUCUACCUGGAAGAGUUUGUGGCCCGGUGAUAUUUUGGAAUAGAAGAACAAAUCUGGGAAAAUUGAUUGAUUGAAAUUGCUAACUAUAUCAGUAGUUGCUACGAUUUUUUUUUUUGGGUUGCUAUGUGAAAGCUGCGAAAACAUGCAGAAACAGGCUUAGCUGAUAGUCUGAUACAUCUCAUAUCAUCUUUUUUAGCCUUCAUUUUGAUUCCAACUAAAAUUUUUCAUGGAUGAAUUAUAGAUGAAUUAUAGGCAUUGUAAAAUUCAUUCCAUGCCACAUUGCAUCUGUAUGGAUGCGAAUUUGAUGUACAAGUUUUACUAUAUUUAGCGAAAAUACCAUAUUUAGUAAA